This is a messenger RNA of Mytilus californianus (California mussel), 750 nucleotides long. Its product is annotated as calmodulin-A-like. The coding region runs from base 162 to 614 and encodes 150 amino acids. The record is from RefSeq and is a predicted model, not a curated record. The transcript is spliced from 5 exons. NCBI's taxonomy places the organism in Eukaryota, Metazoa, Mollusca, Bivalvia, Mytilida, Mytilidae. Gene Ontology annotation, molecular function: enzyme regulator activity; calcium ion binding.
GCUAAUUAGAAGGAGGUGGUGGUGUGUGUUAUAGUGCCCACUUAUGUAAAUAUUGACAACAGACCAACUGCCCAUUCUGCAAUAGUAUAUAUGAAUCAAUUCUGUGUAACAUACAUCAUAAAGACAGCUUUGUUGGAAUUUGGAACCAUCUCCUAUACAGAAUGUCAUAUUAUGAUUUGGAUGAGGAAAAAAUAUCUGAACUGAAGACAGUUUUUAGUAGUUUCGAUCAAGAUAAUGAUGGAAUCAUAACUACUAAAGAACUAGGAGCAGUAUUAUUACAACUAGGAAUGAACCCAUCAGAAGCCGAGUUACAUGAUAUGAUAGAUGCAGUAGACUCAGACGGGAGUGGAAGUAUUGAUUUUCCAGAAUUUUUAAGUAUGAUGUCGAGAAAAUUUCAUGAACUUGACAAUGAAGAUAUUAUUCGAGAGACCUUCAAAUUUUUCGACAAAAAUGGAGAUGGUGUUAUAACGGCUAGAGAAUUAAGAAUGGUGAUGUCAAAUUUAGGAGAAAAAAUGACAGACGAUGAAAUAUCUGCAAUGAUUCAUGAGGCGGACAAUAAUGGAGAUGGUGUUAUUGAUUAUGAAGAGUUUUCCAAAGUCAUGACGGCACAGUAAAUAUUUGAAGUUGUUCAUGCAGAAUAUUGAGCACACGUACCACUGUUUACUUUUUAACUUUAAAUCAUGCAAACUACUUCCAUGUUGAUUGCAUUUUCAGACAUCCUUUUGUAAAUAAAAAAUAUUAAUCUAAUAA